Solanum tuberosum (potato) is the source of this 618-nucleotide messenger RNA. Its product is annotated as cell number regulator 6-like. Bases 1 to 618 code for a protein of 205 amino acids. The record is from RefSeq and is a predicted model, not a curated record. The transcript is spliced from 3 exons. Lineage: Eukaryota; Viridiplantae; Streptophyta; Magnoliopsida; Solanales; Solanaceae.
AUGGCAACGGGGACUUAUGUUCGAUUAACAAAGGAUCAAGAAUCUUCAUUGCAAAAUAUUACUCCUGGCGAGCUUAAUCAACCUAUUGAUGUCCAAAAGCAAUCAUGUGCUAAAUGUGAACAUUGUGGGCAAAAUCUACCUCCAUCAUAUGAACCUCCUGCUGAUGAAGAUUGGGCAACUGGAAUAUUUGGGUGUACAGAAGAUGUUGAUAGUUGUUUGGUUGGGCUAUUUUGCCCUUGUGUUUUGUUUGGACGACACAUGGAGAGUUUGAAUGAUGAAAUUUCAAGCAGAGGAGCUUGUGUUGGUCAUUUAGUGUGCAUUGAAGGUGGGAUUGCUCUUGCUGCACUUACUGCAGCAUUUCAUGGCAUUGAUCCUGAUACUGCAUGCCUUAUUACUGAAGGUCUCCUCUUCUCUUGGUGGGUUUGUGGUAUCUAUACUGGCAUGGCCAGACAAAUGUUGCAAAGAAAAUAUCAUCUUAAGGUGAACUACUCAACUUCUGUUUUUUCAAUUCUUUGCAAAGUAAAAUUGAAGUCGGCGACCAUUGAGAUUAUCACGGAUGAAGUGAUGAUCGAUUUCAAUGUGUUUGGUACAUUCACAAAUUUGCAGCAAUCCGCAUAG